CCUGCGAUUCUGUAAGGUUCAGUUCUAGGCAAAUGCUAGCAGGACGAAUAUUUGGAAGAAGUUUCAAGUGCCGCGGACAGCGGCCAUUUAAAUAGUGUAUAAGCAAUGCCUAGUGUUAAUUAUUGUGCAAUAUUACUGCUGCUGGUCGGUGCCAUUGCCCUGGGCCAUGCCUCCAAUGGCGACCGUACUCAGUUCUUUCACAACUGCCGCCAGAACUGCGAGCGGCAGAACUGCUCUGCGGACGGCCUGGAAAUACAGGAGCAGGCUGUGAAUUUCUAUAAGCAGUCGAUAUUCGAUCAGAUCUUUCAGUGGAGCUGUGCAGACGAGUGUCAGUAUGGCUGCAUGUGGAGGACGGUGGCUGCGUUUGCGGAACGAGGCUGGUCCAUACCACAGUUCUAUGGCAAGUGGCCAUUUCUGAGAAUGUUGGGAAUGCAGGAGCCAGCCUCAGUCAUAUUCUCAAUACUAAAUUUCAUUAUGCAUCUCCGAAUGCUGAGCAAAUUUCGCCGAGAAGUGCGUCCAGAUAGCCCAUGCUACAUGCUCGCUCACAUAUUCGGAGUGACGUGUCUCAAUGGUUGGAUCUGGUCUUCAAUAUUCCACACGAGAGACUUUCCCCUGACUGAACUGCUGGACUAUGCCUUCGCCUAUUCCAUAGUGCUCUGUACAUUCUACUGCAUGCUGAUGCGUAUGCUUCAUCGAUACUCGCUGUUCCUACGCGGUGUGAUCACGCUGGCCAUUGUCUCCUACUACAUUAACUACUUUGCCUAUCUGAGUGUCGGCAAAUUCAACUAUUCCUUCAAUAUGAAAGUUAAUAUUGCCACCGGAGUGCUGUCCGCCGUCGGUUGGUUCAUCUGGUGUCAUCGAGUGCGCACCCGGCGGCCCUACUUCAAGAGGAUUCUUCGCUUUUACGUGCUGUUUGCUCUGGCCAUGAGCCUCGAGCUGUUGGACUUUCCGCCCAUAUGCUGGAUUCUCGAUGCCCAUGCGCUGUGGCAUUUUGCAACUGUCCCUCUGGUGUCGCUUUACUACGAUUUCAUGAUCGAGGACUGCAGAACACUGCGAAAGGAGAAGGUCUUGUCGGGCGGCUAUUCGUCGUACUUCAACAAGGACAUUUAGAAAAUAGCAAAUUCGCUUCAAGACGCUUUGUUUACAGACACUGUAUAGCAACAUUUAUUUAUUUAUACAAAAUCCAAAUACCAAAAAACAUCCAUUCUA
Molecule: messenger RNA, 1209 nt
Organism: Drosophila obscura
Lineage: Eukaryota; Metazoa; Arthropoda; Insecta; Diptera; Drosophilidae
Gene: PGAP3
Product: post-GPI attachment to proteins factor 3
Exons: 4
Coding region: 106-1110 (334 amino acids)
Biological process (GO): GPI anchor biosynthetic process
Cellular component (GO): endoplasmic reticulum membrane
Molecular function (GO): hydrolase activity, acting on ester bonds
Source: RefSeq, a predicted model, not a curated record